Molecule: messenger RNA, 699 nt
Organism: Syzygium oleosum
Lineage: Eukaryota; Viridiplantae; Streptophyta; Magnoliopsida; Myrtales; Myrtaceae
Product: L-ascorbate peroxidase 3-like
Exons: 2
Coding region: 47-316 (89 amino acids)
Biological process (GO): hydrogen peroxide catabolic process; cellular response to oxidative stress; response to reactive oxygen species
Molecular function (GO): peroxidase activity; heme binding
Source: RefSeq, a predicted model, not a curated record
GUUUGGUUUUAGUCAAAGCGAGUUGUUGGAAGGGGAAUAAGAGGGGAUGCUGAAACUACCAACUGACAAGGCACUGUUGGAAGAUCCUGCGUUUCGUCCUUAUGUUGAGUUGUAUGCCAAGGAUGAGGAUGCAUUUUUCAGGGAUUAUGCAAUCUCGCAUAAGAAGCUCUCUGAACUGGGGUUCACGCCAAGUUCUUCAGGCAGCAAGGCAGUAGCGAAUGGUGCCGUAUUGGCACAAGGGGCUGUUGGAGUGGCAGCGGCUGCGGCUGUGGUGAUCUUGAGCUACUUCUACGAAAUGUGCAAGAAAAUGAAGUGAAUGCUGCUUUUCGAUUUCCCUUUGUGUACCUUCCAUAUGUUUUAGCGGCUUAGUAGCGCUGCACGCUUCAUAUCUCCUAGUCCGCGAUAACAGUCGGGGCAUCAUUACCUUUUCCAGUUGGUUAAUACACAAACAUGCUGCCUUGAGUAAGGAGUCACAUAUAUACGUAUAACCCCGUGGUAUACGCAUGCAUUUUAUGUGGCGCUCGCAUACAAGUGGGUAGCCGUGUGGGCGGACCGACUUCCGAUUCACUCGAGCUAUUCCUUCAACCUAGAAAUCCAGAAUGUGUGAUUCACUUAUUCAUUCUGUUACCGCAAAGACCCUCCCAAGCAUACAUUCGCCAUUUGAAAUCAGACGUUCAUGGGCAGGUUUAUCUUUUUUCA